Messenger RNA from Dromiciops gliroides (monito del monte), 1889 nucleotides. It is a transcript of the gene COIL, whose product is annotated as coilin. NCBI's taxonomy places the organism in Eukaryota, Metazoa, Chordata, Mammalia, Microbiotheria, Microbiotheriidae. The transcript has 7 exons. Gene Ontology annotation, biological process: spliceosomal snRNP assembly. Gene Ontology annotation, molecular function: U2 snRNA binding; U1 snRNA binding. Bases 43 to 1752 code for a protein of 569 amino acids. The record is from RefSeq and is a predicted model, not a curated record. Gene Ontology annotation, cellular component: Cajal body.
GAUUUGUUGGUGCCUCUCGGCUUCCGUCGAACACGGUACAAGAUGGCGGCCUCCGAGACUGUUCGCCUGCGGCUCCACUUUGACUACCCACCGCCUUCCUCUCCGCGCUGUUCGGUCUUCUGGCUCCUAGCUGACCUGACCAAAUGCCGAGUGGUCACUGACCUGGCCAGCCUCAUCCGCCACCGCUUUGGCUUCAGCUCUGGAGCAGCGCUGGGACUCUACCUGGAUGGGGGGUUACUCCCCCCCACCGAGAGCGCGCGCCUGGUGCGUGACAAUGACUGCCUCAGAGUUAAAUUAGAAGAUGUUGAAAUUGUUGAGAACUCUGUAGCAGUCUGUAAUGGACUCAGUUAUUCAUACAAAAAAGCCCAGAAGAGGAGAACCACAUGGGAGGAAGAAGAGUCCGAUGCAGAAAAUGAUCAGUACACAGAGAAGCAUUGGAAAGGGGGAGAGAACAGUGAAGCCUCCUCUUCUCUGGAGCCAGAGCAAAGCACAAGGAAAAAAAAUAAGAAGAGAAAAAGAAAUGAGGGAGGAAGUGAAAAUAAUGGAAAAUGUACCCCCAAAAAAUCAGGGAAGGAGAAAGAAGGGAAAGCUGAAGAUAAGAAGCUGAAGAAAUCUCCAAAGCCUUCUAAAGCAAAGACAUUGCCAGAACGGACCAAAAAGAGCCAUGUUGUUAAGAAGAAUGCGUCUAGUAAAAAUAGUUCAGCUGAAACCAAGAGGAAAAAGGAUAUCGGCUCGUCUGCUAAAGCUAAACCUGAUACGUCAUCAGAUUCUGAUUCGUCUGCCACAUCAUCAGAUGGGAGCCACAGCAAGACAGGUCUUGGUGGUAAGAAAUUAAUAGAGAAGCCAUCAUUUAUCACAUCAAAGCCAACUGUAGACAGACUUGUUACCAGCAUUGUCAGUAACGCAACCUCUGUCAAGGGCAAAGGAACUCAAGCAUCGUCCUCUAGUUUGGAUUCUAGUUCCAGUUCAGAUGACCAAGACAGGAUGACAAAGAGAGCUCCGGCAUUGGCUCCUCCACCAGCUGGAACAACAGCAUCUCCAGGAUCUUCACAGGCAAAUGGUCCAGAUACAGACAGCCACUUAGGAACAAGACAGGAGAUGCGAUACUCUAAUCCCUGGGAUAAGGCAGUAUUGGGAAAUAGUGGGAAACAGCCGACACCUCUGGCUCCAGAAGCAGCUCCUCACCCCAGCAGCUUUGGAAGGGGGAGGGGAAGAGGGGAAGAUAUUUUCCCCUGGAGGGGACCUAGGGGACGGGGUUUUCGUGGAAUCAGAGGACGAGGGAGAGGGGGAAACAUUAAUUAUGUUUUUAAUGGUGAAUCCCAGAAACAGCAGCAAUUAACUGAAGUAGUAAAAAACACUUCCAUUAUUAUCCAGAAUCCAGUGGAGAUGCCUCAGAAGGACUACAGUCUACUUCCUCAAUUAGCAGCACCCCCUCGGGUAGGGGAAAAGAUUGCAUUUAAGCUUUUGGAAUUGACCGCAGAUUAUUCUCCUGAUGUCUCUAGUUACAAGGAGGGGAAAAUAAUAAACUACAAUCCUGAUGCUCAGGAAGUAGACAUAGAAAUCCUUUCAUCUUUACCAGUGGUGAAGGAGCCUGGGAAGUUUGACCUCGUGUACCAGAAUGAAAAUGGAACAGAAGUGGUGGAGUAUGCAGUGUCACAGGAUAAAAGGAUAACUAUUUGUUGGAAAGAACUGAUCGAACCAAGACUGAUUAUUGAGCCUCACACUGAUACUCCAAAUACAGAACAAGCCUGACCUUUAUCAUUCCACCCAAUGUAUAUAUUGUCAGAUAAGGACUAAAUAUAUAGGUUCAAAUAGUUUAUAAUUUGUUUUAUGAUAUUGUGAAAGUGACUAUAGUUUGGACCUUUUCUAAAUAAAAUAUUUCAACAUUA